Sebastes umbrosus (honeycomb rockfish) is the source of this 964-nucleotide messenger RNA. Its product is annotated as OX-2 membrane glycoprotein-like. Lineage: Eukaryota; Metazoa; Chordata; Actinopteri; Perciformes; Sebastidae. The record is from RefSeq and is a predicted model, not a curated record. Bases 203 to 940 code for a protein of 245 amino acids. Gene Ontology annotation, molecular function: cell-cell adhesion mediator activity. The transcript has 4 exons.
AUCAUGAAUGUAGUCCAUUUUCAUGUCAUGUAAAUAUAUAAUCAACUACAGCCUCAUACUUUUCUCUGUUGUUAAUAACAGGAUUAAUUCAUUAUGGGGAAAACCACUCCUUCUUUCACUCCUCACUUUCACUUUUAGUGACACAGUUAAAAGGCUGCUCAGAAGCUGAACUGAAAGUGUUCUGCUCACGACAGUGAAGAAGAUGUUGUGGAUCCUGAUAUUUACGAGUUUGCUGUUUAAAGGUCUAACAGCUCUGAUAGAAACCCAGCACACUGUGGAGGCAGCUGUAGGAGACGAAGCCUGCUUAUACUGUCACCUGAUGCAAUCUAGAGAUGUUCUGCAAGUCACAUGGCUGAAGAUUUUACCCGAGGGAGAGAAGAACCUUGCUGCUAGCCACAAAGACUUUGGUCAAAAAGUGAAUCCUGACUUUACAGAUAAAAUGGAGUUUAAAUAUGCUGGACUGCAAAACACCUCAAUAGUUAUCAGGAGGGUGAUGGAGGAGGAUGAAGGGUGCUAUCGCUGUUUGUUUAACACCUUCUCUGAAGGUGACCUCACUGCUACAACCUGUCUGCAGCUCUAUGAGCUGCAUGGACCCUUUCUUCACGUCACAGAAUCAACAGUUGUGUCCUGCUCAGCCACAGCUCGACCUGCUCCCACAGUAACACUGACUGUCCCUCACUACAACUCUACCAGCGUCACCAACACCAACGGCACAGUCACUGUCACCACUACAGCUGGGCUGUCUCGUCUCCAUAGCAAAAACACACAGGUUGGAUGUGCAGUGAGAGUGCUCUCUGGUCCUCAGAUAGAGGUGUCUAUGAUGAUUCCUGAGGUCAAACAGUCGUCUGAUGAUGGUUUUGAUGAGGAAUCUGGAUCUAUUAACAGUGAGGAUUUCUGUAAUUUUACCUUUAGGUGGUCUCAGAUCAAUAAUACCAUUUGAUCUGUAGUUGCUUUAUGAAUGAGU